Molecule: messenger RNA, 2743 nt
Organism: Nilaparvata lugens (brown planthopper)
Lineage: Eukaryota; Metazoa; Arthropoda; Insecta; Hemiptera; Delphacidae
Product: zygotic gap protein knirps
Exons: 3
Coding region: 902-1909 (335 amino acids)
Biological process (GO): regulation of DNA-templated transcription
Molecular function (GO): zinc ion binding; sequence-specific DNA binding; DNA-binding transcription factor activity
Source: RefSeq, a predicted model, not a curated record
GCAGAGUUCAGAGGUCGAAGGAUGCGCCUUCAUUGACAACAUUGCUCUGCAGCCGCGAGCACGUGUGCUGUGCUGUGCUGUGCUCUGUUGGCUGUGCUGUGUGCGGUGCGCGUCUCCGACUCUCUCUCAACCAGCUAGAACGCGCGCGCACUCUGCCAAUCGCGCCCGGUCCUACCAUUCAAUAUGCGAAUAUUGAUUUUCUCAGCAAUAUCUGACUCCAAGAACGAUUAGAAUCUGACUUUCCAAAAAACUGUAAAGCAUAAUGAUACUGCAAAAUACUUCAUGUGUAGUACUUGCGGGAAAUUUUUAAUCACCGGCUCCAAAUAGUGACUAGUUAAUCAAUAGAUAAAUCAGUAGUUAUGGGUGAAUGUUUGUGGUUCUAAUAUCAAAGGAAAUUUUUAAAAAUUUUACAUGCCGACUGUUAAUCAUCAAUCAUAAAAACAUUAUAAAUAUAUUUUCUUGAUAAGUUUCAUUUUUGCAAGUUGCCAUAACUAUUGAGGGAAAUCAAUUCCAUGUGAGGAUUAAGAAUUUUGUGCUCCAGACUUUCAGUAACUAAACAUUGUGUGAGAAAGAGGUAGGGACAUUUACCGAUUUAGAGCAUCAAGUUUGAUAACUGCAUACGAAUACCAUUUUGUGUUGUUGAGGAAAUUUGAAAAAAAUUCAUCUGGAAAACGUGACUGGGGAUCAUACAGUUUGCAAUUCAAAAAACCGGGAAUGAAGAUUUUCGCUCUAAACAGCUGAGGAUUCUAUUGGAGAAACGUGAAGAUUGUUGGAAGUAUUGGAAACCUCGAAUUGAAAACUGUUGACUGAAAAGAUUUUGUGGACGAGAGGAGUUGACAGAACGACGCUGACAGCUCCAUGGAUUGGAGAUUUUAAUGGUGGUAUAGGUGCCAAGGGGGCAAUGGCGGCUGGGCCCCCCCCUGGACCCCCUCGAUGGUGGGGCCAACCACCAGCCUCCCAGCCCCCUCCCCCUCCUGCAUCAGCUGACGUUAUGAACCAGCUGUGUCGAGUAUGUGGCGAACCAGCAGCUGGUUUUCAUUUCGGAGCUUUCACAUGUGAGGGAUGCAAGUCUUUCUUUGGAAGAACCUACAACAAUCUGAGCUCGAUAUCAGAGUGCAAGAACAACGGCGAGUGCGUGAUCAACAAGAAGAACCGGACGUCGUGCAAGGCAUGCCGACUGCGCAAGUGCCUGCUGGUCGGAAUGUCCAAGAGCGGAUCGCGCUACGGCCGCAGGUCCAACUGGUUCAAGAUACACUGUCUACUACAGGAGCAACAGCAGAGUCAUCAUGCGUCGGGAGUGAAGCAGGCCAAAGUUUGGGAAGGUGUGCAGUUUCCCGGCAAGCACAUACAAGAUGUGGAUAACAAUAAUUCGCUAGUGUCGAAGGAUGUGAAGGAUCAGAGAUCGGUGUCACCGAGUUACAUGAAUAGGGGGUUGAGUUCGGCCGGGGAGGCGGCUGCUGCCCUGUGGGCCGCUAGGACGUCACUCCUGCCCCUCCACCCACAUCAUCCUGGCCUCCCCUUCCUCGCACCACAAUUCCUUCACGCUGGUUCCUUCCACCAAGCACCUCCCUCACCAAAUUUCCUCAUUCCGUUCAUCCCCACAACCCAACCCACACCUCAACCUCCACUCGUCUCUGCACAAUCAUCAGAAUCGUCAUCCUCGUCAUCACCAUCUCCUCCACCAGAGCAGCACAACACAUUUGACAAGUCAACGGGUACCGAAGUAUUCAGCUACGACAAAUCCCUGACUAUUCUCAGGUCUCUGGGUCCUGUCCAGGACAAACCCAUGGACCUGUCCAUCAGCUCGUCGAGACAAGCGAACAGUGAACGAGAAGACAUUAGUGAUGAAUCAAGCAACGAAGAAACUGUUCCUCAACUUAACGAACUGAUAUAUUUCUCUUGUAGAUGAUUACUGAAAUUCCAAAUGUGAAGAAUUUUAUUGCAGUCCUUCCUUAUUCAGUAUACAGUAAAGUCUAAAGGCGAUUGAUUCAAUUAAGUUUUGAAACUUUAUUAGUUUCAAGUUUUGGGAAUUCAAUUAAACAUGGAAUCAAUUGAAUAAACAUUUCAAACAAUAUUUCAAUAGAAAUGAUUCUAUAAUCAAUAUUUUUACUAAGCAAAUUUUCCUCUUGAAAUUCAUUUGCUUGAUUGGAAUCUUCAGCACUUACUUAGAAAUUGAUAUUCAAAUUCGUUUAUUAAUUCAUACUAGUUGGAAGCUCUGCAAUGUAAAUCUGAGAAUUUUUUUCAAAAUAGACUUAUUGCUGUAGUAUAUGAGUUUAGGGUUCAAUAUAAAUAAGAAAAAAUAAUUUGUUCGAACUAGAUGCGAAAUUGCAAAAAUGAAUUCUGGUCUAGAAAAGAUUGAAGGAGAACUUUAUAAAUCGAGAUAAUUAUUAUUUUCACAAAUGGUUGUGAUUCCAAAGUUCUCUACUUUUUCGAUAGAAGUUAACUCACGAAUCUUCAUUUCACCUUGCCUGUUGAUUCUGAAAUUGGAUUCAUCAUAUUGUACAUAACGAUUGUAAAUAAAUAUUAAAUUUAUCGAAUGGUCUUUAUUGAUGAAAAUAAAUUUUAAGCUCAUUCACAGCAUACAUUAUUCCACUGCUGAAUUAUAUUAUUCAAUUGAGUCAUUUGACACGUAAUCUUGUCUGAAAAGCACUUGAUAUCGUCUGUAGGCCUACCUAUAUUUUUAGAAUCAUUUAUUAUCCAGCUCAUUCUCAAUAUGAUUGAAUAAAUGUGCCAUUGUUUUCCA